Molecule: messenger RNA, 2486 nt
Organism: Haliotis rubra (blacklip abalone)
Lineage: Eukaryota; Metazoa; Mollusca; Gastropoda; Lepetellida; Haliotidae
Product: fumarate hydratase class I, aerobic-like
Biological process (GO): generation of precursor metabolites and energy
Molecular function (GO): fumarate hydratase activity
Source: RefSeq, a predicted model, not a curated record
UGGAGUUGCCUCCCUUCAAUCAAUUUUCGAUCAAGGACAAGACUUAGUGUGCGAAGAUGCUUGGGUCAGGGGUCAGAGGUCGUGCCCUGCAGGGGGCGUGGCAUGUUAUUCAAAACCAACUGCGACAGGUACAGACGAGUGGUGUACAAGCAGCAGCGGCUGCCGACGUCAAGCCAUUCUUCUACCAGGAUAUCUUUGAACAUGAGAAGAAAGCAGAAGUCCCAUGGAAAAAGUUAUCAGGCGACUAUGUAUCGACGUUUGAUGUGAAGGGAAGGAAGGUUCUUCACAUACAACCUGAAGCCUUGACCUUGCUGGCAGAGAAUGCCAUGAUUGACAUUUCUCAUCUCCUUCGACCCGGACAUCUCCAGCAACUGUCAAAUAUCCUAAAAGAUCCUGACGCCUCCAGUAACGACAAGUUUGUGGCUCUGGAACUGUUGAAGAAUGCAAAUGUUGCAGCUGGGAUGGUGCUGCCUGGUUGCCAAGAUACAGGAACAGCUAUCUGCAUUGGUAAGAAAGGUCAGUAUGUGUGGACAGAGGGGAGGGAUGAGGAUGCUCUUUCAAGAGGGGUAUACAACACUUACACCAAGAGGAACCUCAGGUAUUCCCAGGUGGCACCACUGGACAUGUUUAAAGAGGUCAACACGAAGACAAACCUUCCUGCCCAGAUCGAGCUGUACGCCACAGAUUCCUCUCAGUAUGACUUCCUGUUUAUGGCCAAGGGAGGUGGCUCGGCCAACAAGACAUUUCUCUAUCAACAAACAAAGGCAUUGCUGAAUCCUGAAAGACUUAUGAAGUUUGUAGAUGAAAAAAUUAAGACAUUAGGUACAGCUGCCUGCCCUCCCUAUCAUCUGGCCAUCGUGAUUGGAGGAACGUCAGCAGAGCUCACACUGAAGACCGUCAAACUGGCCUCCACACGAUACCUGGAUACUCUCCCCUCUUCAGGCAAUGACCAUGGCAGAGCUUUUCGUGACCUUGAACUGGAGCAGCAAAUCCACAAACUGACUCAGAAAAUGGGGAUUGGUGCUCAGUUUGGCGGCAAAUAUUUCUGUCAUGAUGUGCGAGUCAUCCGCCUACCGAGACAUGGAGCUUCCUGCCCUGUGGGCAUAGGGGUGUCGUGUUCAGCAGACAGACAGGCACUUGGCAAAAUAACAGAAGAGGGCGUGUUUCUGGAACAGCUGGAGACUGAUCCCAUCAAGUAUCUUCCUGAGGUGGAGGCAGAGGACCUGGGAGGAGAGGUUGUGCAGGUUGAUCUGAACCGACCAAUGAGCGAGGUGCUGCAACAACUUAACCAGUGUCCAAUCAAAACUCGUCUGACGCUGACAGGGACGCUGGUGGUUGCGAGGGACAUCGCCCACGCCAAGCUGCAGGAGAGGUUAGACAAGGGGGAAGAGAUGCCCCAGUAUAUGAAGGACCACCCUGUGUACUAUGCUGGGCCUGCCAAAACACCUGAGGGAUAUGCAAGUGGAUCGUUUGGACCCACGACAGCGGGCAGGAUGGACUCCUAUGUGAACUCGUUCCAGGCUGGGGGAAGCAAGGUCAUGUUGGCCAAGGGCAACCGGAGUCGCCAGGUAACUAAAGCAUGCAAGACCCAUGGAGGGUUCUACCUGGGAUCCAUCGGGGGUCCAGCAGCCAUUUUGGCCCAGAACUGUAUCAAGAAUGUCGAAGUCCUUGAAUAUCCUGAACUUGGUAUGGAGGCAAUAUGGCGAGUGGAGGUGGAGAAUUUCCCAGCAUUCAUUGUGGUGGACAAUAAAGGAAAUGACUUUUUCCAGGAAUGGCAGCUGGAGUAAUGUGACUGGUGUAACCUAGGGCAACAGUAUUCUUGAUGGAUGCUUUGUGGAGGACACAUACUUGAUGGAGAUGGAUGGUUCAUGAAUUCAUGCUUCAUAUGAAAUUAUACUAAGAAAUACUUGUCAAGAAGGGUACUUAGUAUAUUGUAAAGGAUACUUUAAAAAUACUUCCCACAGAAUAAUACUUCAUGAAUAAUUUAUAAUUUUCUUGAUUCAUUGAGAUACUCAUUGAAUAUUAAGAGGAUUCAUGAAUAAUUCAUUAAAGAUUCUUCAUGAAUACCUUAAAAGGAUUCUUUCUGAGUAUCUUAUAAGGAGUUGCCAUGAUUGCUUUAUGGAUUCUUCAUAAAUACUUCAUAAAGAUUUCAUAAAUACAGCAAAAAACUUCAGUAAGAACUCUUUGUAAAUAUUUCAUCAGAAUUCUUCAUGAACACUUCCAUGAGAAUCCUUCUGGAAUAAUUCCAUACAGAUUCUUCAAUAUUUUGGAAUGGAUUCAUAAUGAUUCAUAAUGAAUAUUUCCAAAAGGAUUCUUCAUGAAUACUUAAAGAAUGAAUACUUUAUGAUGAUAUUUCAUGAAUACUGAACAAGUACUGAUGAGUAAACUGCACAGGGUUUGUGAUACUGUUGAUGGUUAUUAGAGUGUGAAUGAUCAGUGAUUGGAUUAUGGAGACCUUAGAGAAUUAAACAUGUAUAUUGUUGUUC